Messenger RNA from Elgaria multicarinata webbii, 2398 nucleotides. RefSeq names its product peroxisome proliferator activated receptor alpha (gene PPARA). Gene Ontology annotation, molecular function: RNA polymerase II cis-regulatory region sequence-specific DNA binding; nuclear receptor activity; zinc ion binding. Gene Ontology annotation, biological process: fatty acid metabolic process; positive regulation of transcription by RNA polymerase II; negative regulation of cholesterol storage. The record is from RefSeq and is a predicted model, not a curated record. Gene Ontology annotation, cellular component: nucleus. Bases 304 to 1740 code for a protein of 478 amino acids. The transcript has 8 exons. Lineage: Eukaryota; Metazoa; Chordata; Lepidosauria; Squamata; Anguidae.
UCCUACUGGACGAGUUGCCACUCGAAGGCGGCUGCAGCCGGGAACCUGUUUUGCUCUGAGGGGAUUCCUUUGGCCCACGGAGUGGCGCCGCUCCGCCAGGCGGCGAUUUCUCGGGCCAGGACCCAAUAGGAGCCUCCGUCCUUUCCGUGGCGGCGCUCGUCAAGUGGAAAUACCAGGGGUCCAGAAUUCAUGGUGAAUCAAGAAGUAACAAACAAGUGUGCCUACACAAUGGAGGGGAAACAUAUUAUGGAUACAGUUUUCAUUUCCAGCCUUUCAAGAGUCUAUAAGAAAUGACAUCCAAAAAUGCUAACUGACAUACCUUGCCUCGCUGAAAUGGUGGACACCGAAAGCCAGCUUUGCCCCCUUAUUCCCUUAAAGGAUGAGGAUCUUGAUAGUCCUUUAUCUGAAGAAUUUUUACAAGAUAUGGAGAACAUAAAAGAACUCUCACAAUCUAUAAGCGGGGAUAGUUCAGGUGCAUUAAGUGUAACAGAUUUCCAGUCACUGGGAAAUGGACCGGGCUCUGACGGAUCAAUCAUUACAGACUCCCUUUCACCAGCAUCAAGUCCUUCAUCUGUGAAUCUUGCCACAAUCCCAAGUAGCAAUGAUGAACCACCCAGUGCAACAUUAAACAUUGAAUGUAGAAUAUGUGGAGAUAAAGCUUCAGGUUACCAUUAUGGAGUUCAUGCCUGUGAAGGUUGUAAGGGCUUUUUUAGACGAACAAUCAGACUAAAACUUAUCUAUGACAGAUGUGAUCGCAACUGCAAGAUUCAGAAAAAGAAUCGUAAUAAGUGCCAAUACUGUCGUUUCCAAAAGUGCCUUUCUGUUGGAAUGUCUCAUAACGCAAUUCGAUUUGGACGGAUGCCAAGAUCAGAGAAGGCAAAGUUGAAAGCUGAAAUUCUAACAGGUGAACAUUGUAUUGAAAAUUCCGAAAUCGCUGAUCUUAAAUCACUUGCCAAGAGAAUUUAUGAAGCAUAUUUGAAAAACUUUAAUAUGAACAAAGUCAAGGCCAGACUCAUACUUGCGGGGAAAAACAGUAACAAUCCACCAUUUGUUAUCCAUGAUAUGGAUACGUUGUGUAUGGCAGAGAAGACACUGGUGGCAAAACUGGUAGCCAAUGGAAUACAGAACAAGGAGGCAGAAGUUCGAAUCUUCCACUGCUGCCAAUGUACCUCGGUCGAGGCUGUAACAGAACUUACAGAAUUUGCCAAAUCUAUUCCUGGGUUCUCUAAUCUAGAUUUGAAUGACCAGGUGACCCUGUUAAAAUACGGGGUUUAUGAAGCCAUUUUUGCCAUGUUGGCUUCUGUGAUGAACAAAGACGGCAUGCUAGUAGCCUAUGGAAAUGGUUUUAUAACUCGAGAAUUCCUCAAAAGUUUAAGGAAGCCAUUUUGUGAUAUCAUGGAGCCGAAGUUUGAUUUUGCAAUGAAAUUCAAUGCAUUGGAGUUGGAUGAUAGUGACAUAUCACUUUUUGUGGCUGCUAUAAUUUGUUGUGGAGAUCGCCCUGGCCUUGUGAACAUAGGACACAUUGAAAAGAUGCAAGAGAGCAUUGUGCAUGUAUUAAAGCUUCACUUGCAAAACAACCAUCCUGAUGACAUCUUCCUUUUCCCAAAACUUCUGCAAAAAAUGGCAGACCUCCGGCAGCUUGUCACAGAGCAUGCUCAGCUUGUUCAGAUAAUCAAGAAGACUGAAUCUGACGCACACUUACAUCCUUUGCUACAAGAAAUCUACAAGGAUAUGUAUUAAGGUUGUUUUAGUUUUGUAAGAUAUGUAAUGACAACAGCAAUAUUAAUAGAUGGGAGCAAACUAUUUUGCACAAUUAAACCUCCCCUGCUUUAAUCUCAAAGCAUUAGUGAAGCUAAAAUAUAGGUAACUGGAAUAUCACAUUUUUAUGCCAGGGGUUAUUUUUAUGUGCUUAAGAGAAUUUUUUAUAAUAAGCUGUGAUUGACUUGAAAUUUGGCAACAGUGAAAGUUUUGUCAUGUCACAUCUGAACUUACUAACACACUAUUUCUGAAGUUUCUGCACUUUUAAGCUUUCAUCCCCUCAUCUCCAUUACUGUGAGAAAGCUAGCACUUUGGGCCAAGAUCCAAGAAAGCUUUAUAUGUGUUUCUCCGCAUACUGCAUGGUGAACUACAUUUCAAACUUGAGAGUUUUAAAAGCAAAUUGUGAUACUGCAUGAAGGGGGCCAGAGAGAUUAAAAGAAGAAAAAGGACAUAGACCACUGAUGACACCCAAUCCUUUAGCUGCAUCUAAAUUAGUUCCUUAGAUCCUGACCCUCUUUUGUCAGAAACUUGCACAUUUGAUACUAGACUGGUGUUCAUACAUGAGAGAGGUAUUUUUCCUGUCUAAGGCUGCAAUCCUAAGCACACUUUCUAGGAAGUAAGUUCCAUAAAACUGAGUGGG